Molecule: messenger RNA, 672 nt
Organism: Stylonychia lemnae
Lineage: Eukaryota; Ciliophora; Spirotrichea; Sporadotrichida; Oxytrichidae
Source: the annotation of a GenBank genome assembly
AUGCAGAGUCUAAAACUUUUCAAACCAACUCAGACACUCUAUAAUACUCUGGCUAUGAGAAAUCUUUAUUUCAGCUAGUAAACCCUAGGUGCAUAGAUGAUGCUAAUAAGCAACAGUCAAAGAUGCUUCAGUGCCUCGACUAGAAAAGUUGGCCAUAACAAUUUCAUAAAGGACGAGAAGUUAGAGGCAAAGAAAUAUGGAAUUAAGAGAAGGUUUUAUGAUCAUUUACCAAAUGUAGCCAGACAACUUCCCAAAACACAAUAUGGUGCAGGUUUGAGUUAAGAGGACUUAGAUGGGCAUAGCGAACAUGUGAAGCAGUCAUUCAACUUAGUUAAUGGCUCAUAUAAUGAAGUCUAUAAGGGCAGAGUUCAAGAAAUUAUCAAUAUUUUUGGAAAGCAUCAACUUGAUGUUGGAAAUCAAGCAGUUCAAGCAGCAGUUAUGUGUGAAAAGGUGGUAUCAUUAUUGAAUCACAUGAGAGACCACCACAAAGAUGUCUCUGGACUCAUUCGUCUCCAAAGAGCUCUAGCUCAAAGAAGGAGAUUUCUUUUCUACUUAAAGAAAUACGAAUUCAUGGCAUACGCUCAUGUUCUCAGAGUAUAUGGUCUGACCGAUUUGACUAGUGAAGGAGGUGAAGGUAUCCACAAGCCUUGGAGAAUGAGACAUUGGAAGUGA